Molecule: messenger RNA, 1120 nt
Organism: Patella vulgata (common limpet)
Lineage: Eukaryota; Metazoa; Mollusca; Gastropoda; Patellidae
Product: H(+)/Cl(-) exchange transporter 7
Exons: 11
Coding region: 20-1120 (366 amino acids)
Biological process (GO): chloride transport; transmembrane transport
Cellular component (GO): lysosomal membrane; intracellular membrane-bounded organelle
Molecular function (GO): voltage-gated chloride channel activity
Source: RefSeq, a predicted model, not a curated record
AGAUGGAUGUAAACAGAGAAUGGCAGAAACAGAGGAUGAGAGAAAACCUCUCCUAAUUCAGAAUAAUUACGUUGAAACAACACUGACAAACAGAAGAAGAAAUGCUUCAUCCGUCACUUUUGAUCAUAAUGAUGUUGAAAGUGAUGGUCCAUCAAGUCCAGAUGUGAUAAGAUCAUCUGAAGAAACUGAACCAGAAUCACCGGAAAAACUACUCUCUGCAAAAUUUGAAAGUUUAGAUUAUGAUAUUUGCGAGAAUUCUCUGUAUCUCAAGGAAGAGAAGAAAAAAACAACGCAGGAGAUUAUUCGUAAAGAAAUAGCUCGAUGGUUUGUGUCGUUGUUAAUUGGUGUUUUAACAGGACUCAUUGCCUGUUUUAUUGAUUACAUGAUCGACAUAUGCUCGGGUGUAAAAUAUGAUUAUGUCAGAAAAUAUGUAAAUAAAUGUGUAGAGAGUUUCUGUCUGUAUACACCGUUUUUACUAUGGGUGGCCUUCAACGCUGGCAUCGUUAUGUUUGGUGCUAUUUUCACAGCCUAUGGGGAGCCAAUGUCAGCAGGAAGUGGUAUCCCUCAGAUUAAAUGUUAUUUAAAUGGUAUAAAAAUCCCCAGGGUUGUAAGAAUAAAAACGUUGAUAUGUAAAGUUCUGGGUGUUAUCUGUGCUGUAGCAGGCGGUUUAGCUGUAGGAAAGGAAGGGCCUAUGAUACAUUCUGGUGCAGUUAUAGCAGCUGGUGUGUCCCAGGGAAGAUCAACAACGUUUGGUAUAGAUUUUAAAGUAUUUGAAUAUUUUCGAACAGACAAAGAGAAAAGGGAUUUUGUAUCUGGUGGAGCUGCAGCUGGGGUUGCAGCUGCUUUUGGUGCCCCUGUUGGUGGUGUUCUGUUCAGUUUAGAAGAAGGGGCCAGCUUCUGGAACCAGGGUUUAACAUGGAGAAUUUUUUUUGCCUCCAUGUCGUCUACUUUUACUUUAAACGUUGUACAGAGUUAUAUUAAAGGAAACCAGUGGGAGUUAUCUAACCCUGGUUUAAUUAAUUUUGGUAAAUUUACAGAUUCAAAAUAUUCUGGAUUUGAAAUUCCUAUAUUUAUAGUGAUGGGAGUUAUAGGUGGAUUAUUAGAAUUUCUCUACUUUUAA